UUGAGUACAAAUGCGGCUUCCACAUUAACAAAAGCUCUUCCACAUUUUCCCAUUGAAACAUGAGGCGAACUGUUUUUAUCUAUGUAUUUAUACUGAAAUAUGAAUUUCACAUCAGAGUUGGAAAAGGCUAUACAAAAUAAGAAAGACCAACUGCAAGGCAAACUCUCAGAACUCCAGAACAGUCAUGACACAGACUACAGUCUCAUCCUGAAGUUACUGACCAAACAAGUGGAGGUGGGAGAGGCACAGAGUGAAGUAUGCUCUGGGCAGACCGACUCAGAAGAUCUACUCACUGGAAUCAACAAGAAACUGGCAGCAAGAGAGGAACAAAUCCGAAGUCUUGAAGCUCAGAUCAAAGGGCUUCAGGAACAGCUAGAAGCGCGGUCUGAAGAAAUAUCUGGACUUUCAGACCAAUUUAAAGCUGUGCAGAAGGAACUCACAGAGAAGAAUGGACAGCUGGAGGAAGCAGCUAAAGGCAGAACAGAACAGGACCUAAAAGCCCAAGAGACAGUGGAAGAGAAUGCCAAACUGAAAAACAGAAUUGCAGCCUUGGAGAAAGACAAGGCCCAAAUGGAAAACAGCUGUGCAUCCCUUCAGGACCAGUACACAGAUCUGAAGGAAAAGUUUGAAAAAGACAUAGCUGAAAUUGAAGGUGUCCCUAAAUUAGUACUCAAAAUAAACAUGCUGAACACUGAAAUUGCAAGCCUUCAGGGAGCCGUAGCCCGUGAGUCUGGAGAUAAGACGGAACUAAAGAACAUGUUAGCAGAGAAGCAGAAACAGUUGGAGGAUGCAGAAAAAGAUCUCGGAGACAAAAGUCCAUCAUCUACAUCCAUAAAGCAACUCAUUGCCAUAAUAAAGGAAAGAGCUACCAUAAAUUCAGAUACAAACUCGGACUAUUUAAGACAAAUAUCAGAACUGGAGCGGGAGCUGGAUGAGAAGAUUGAGGCUCUGAAUGGAAAAGAUGCAGAGAAGAUGAAAGCUAUGAUCAGGGUGGUGGAGCUGCAGGAUGAGAUAUCCCUCCUGAAGAGGAGACUGUCCAAAAUAACACAGGAGUCAACCCAAGAACUCGCCGCCAAGGAGGCAGAGCUGGAAAAGAAGAGACAUAUGAUCAAUGAACUGAUAGCAAAGGACUGUGGAUCUAAUGAAAGACAGGAUGAGAUCGCCGCUCUACAGUCUGAGGCCAAGACGUUGCAGACAGAAAUAAAAUCGCUGAGGGAGUUGUCUCAAAAAGACAUAGCAGAGUUGGAAAAACGUCUGAAGAAGAAAGAAGAUGACCUGAAAACCAGCAAUGAGAAACUCGAAAGCUUGGAUAAGGAGAAUGGAGCUCUAGUUUCAAAGGCCAUAGAACUACAAGAUAGAAUGAAAAACCUUCAGAUUGCGGAGACAACCUUGAAGCAGAGGACAGCAGACGAGAUGGCAGACCUCAAGAAACAACUGCAAGAGAUGGAAAGGCAGAAUGUUGAUCUAAAAGCUAAAAAUGAAGAGCUGGCAGACGCUGCCAAGGAGGCUGGGGCAUGCACUGCUCUGAAAGACGCAAAUGAAGCUUUGAAGGGUGACAAAGCCAAGCUCCAGGAUCUGUUGACAUCAAAAGAGAAUGAGAACAAAAAUCUCCUGAAUAAAAUUGAUGACCUUGAAAAGCAAGCUGCACAAAAGAAGGACAAUGAAAUACACAUUGUUCAGCCAGCCAUUGACCCGGACACUGCGCACGAAAAGCUCCAACUGUCCAAGGACUUCAGAGAAAUGACACUUCUUUCGAAUCCAUUGAAUGUACCUGAGGUCUCGGCAAGGUACGACAUCGCCCUGGCCGCCUUGGCUAAGACAGGGUUUGACAGUGGCCGGCAGUACUGGGAGGUGUCGGUGGUGGGAAAACAGUGCUACAACCUGGGAGUGGCGGCGGAGACGGCCCAGAGGAAAGGGCCCAUAAGAUACAAUCCCAGAUUCCUCUACUGGACAAUUCGCCUGACGAGAGGCGACGAGCUCAUCGCUAUAGGCAAAUCGCAAACCAAGCUGAGAGGGCAGGGUACAGACAAGCCCACGACCAUUGGCGUGCUGUUGGACUUCAAGAAGAAGGAGAUCUCGUUUUAUGAUGUAGGCCGGAGAGCUCACAUGUACACCUUCAAGGAUGUUGAAAGCAAGUCGAAGCUUUUCCCGUUCAUGAGCACUUGUGAGGACACUGGUGUGGGCUCUACCCCGAUGGUGUUCAGCUCAGACCCCUAUGCUGAUUGGAUAACCUCCUGAACUGGAUGACCAAUCAGCAGCAUGCACUGUUCCAUUUAUCUCUUAUGCUUGUAUCAGUCUUUACUUGAUUAAUGCUCUGCUACCCAAUUUGUGCUUUCUGAA
Engraulis encrasicolus (European anchovy) is the source of this 2340-nucleotide messenger RNA. Its product is annotated as paramyosin-like. The coding region runs from base 100 to 2238 and encodes 712 amino acids. NCBI's taxonomy places the organism in Eukaryota, Metazoa, Chordata, Actinopteri, Clupeiformes, Engraulidae. The transcript has 22 exons. Gene Ontology annotation, molecular function: ubiquitin protein ligase activity; protein binding. The record is from RefSeq and is a predicted model, not a curated record. Gene Ontology annotation, cellular component: cytoplasm. Gene Ontology annotation, biological process: protein ubiquitination.